UUAAUAUGAGGAUCUUUUGGUUGUUUUUAUCACAUGUACACAUCUGGAGUCUGCUGGAAGUGCAUCGAUGGAAGUUCUUGCAAGUUUGCAGGUUCAUCUGAUCAUCAUCUUGCUGCCUGAUAAAGGUAGAUAAGUGGACAUGGGUUGGAGGCGUCGCUAUUGCCCCAGUCCGACCUGUGUGUUCAUGGUGGUGGCGGUGUGUGUUUUCUAUCAGUGCUUGAGUCUCCUUUGGACAAGGACACCUUGGACCAUUGAGGUGUAUGGAUCUGGAGCAGACAGCGCACUGAUGGAUGUGAGUGCGACCUCAAAGACCAAGGACUGCCUCUCUGCAUGGACUAGUUUAUAUAUGAGGAUGAAGGAGUUUGAAGGUUCUAUGCAAGAGAAACAAAAUCCCAGAGUUAAGAAACGGGCGUUUUUGUAUGCACCCUCACUGCUCACCGAAGAUUACAGCAUGUACAGAGAUAUCCUGGCAAAGCUAGGGUACACCAUGCUCUCUGAAGAUGUCCAAAAUCUCACGCUCAGGAACCAGGAGCUACUUACUAAAGGUAUGCUAACCUACAAAGAUGUCUUAAUUUACAUUCCAUCCAAUAAUAAUAUACACUUAAACUGCAAGGAGAUGUGGGAGCUUGCACAAUCAAGACAGACCACAAAGGUGUUGCCAGAAAUACUGUGCAGCAAAGAAAUGAUUUGCAAAAUGGCUGAUAUAUGCCCAGAAUUACAGAACUUAUUAAUAUGUUCAACCAAUUCCGGAAAACUGAGUUCUAGAAGAUCAUCCAGCAGCAAAGUCAAGAACGAAUAUAAAAAGAUGUGUAGAACCAGUCAACUGGUUAAAGAUCAUUUUAAUUUACAGACUGAACAUGAACAUCCAUCUCAGAAAUCACCACUCAUGAGAAUAUAUGUGCUUACAGCGUCUAUGUCGCCGCUACGUGCCUUUAUCCAUUCUAUUGGGAUUGUUCAGAGCCAACCUAAUGAACCAUACAUUCCAGUGAAGCUCCAGAGCUUUUACGGGAAGCUAUUGAAAUCAUAUUCAGCUUCAAAAGCCUUUAGUGCCCUGAAGGAGACAAUAGCCAAGUUUCUGCUCACCUUGGAGGUGCUGAGUGAAGCAUCAGAUCUGGAAACCAAUCUGAUUAAAAGAUGCCAGGAAUGUUUCCAGCUAUUAACUGUUGAAGUUGGACUCAACGAUAUGUUACAGCCCACAGUGCUCCAGGUCAAAUCUAACUUUCAGUUUGAUGGAUUAAAUAAAGACAAUCAAAAAUACAAAGAACUCAUUAUUGGAAAUGCAUUUUCUUUUAUUUUACGAAAUACAUCAUUCAGUUUUUUGAAGGCAUUUGAAAAUAUACAGGAGCCAGUGUUUGUGGAUAAAGGCGUCUGCUGGAUGGAUGAUGGUCGAAAUUUAACGUUGGAACAGUUGAACAUGUUGUUCAGUUUCGCUCAGGAACUUACAAAUCCUGGGGAGUUUGAAAUGAUUUAUCCUUCAACUUAUUCUUCCCUUGUGGCCCUGAAAAAAGAACUCUACAACACAGUGGAUCCAAUAGGGAAGCUAGAACCUAUUUCAUCUAUGCAUGCGCUCCUUUCUGAUCUACAUCUGCAUUUUAACUUACUGAAAAAUAUCACCCAAUUCAGUUCUCCUUCAAAAACCACAUUCGGUGAAAAAUGGCGAGACUCAUCUGCAUCAUUUGGAGGUGUGAAUGUUCCAUCAGGACACCCCAAACAGAAAAACUGUAGUAAAGACGAUGAUACUCUAUCUCACAUCAGACGUAUCUUCACCAUUCCUCAGCUCGACCUGACUCCAGAAUUUAACCCGCACAUCAAAGCCUACCAUGUGGAAGUGCCAUUUGAUGUAGUGACAGUGGAAAUUGGAGUGGAGCCUGUAAACUGCAAAGCUCAAGUGCACCUGGAGGAGAAGAAUGGACCAAGCAUUGCCAAUUUCCCCCUGGGCUUGGGUUUCAAUCAGAUCACCAUAUAUGUCACUGAAGAUUCCAAAGCAGACCUUGUGAUAUUGGGAACCUAUAGAAUUACAGUGCAUCGGGAAGACCGUCCAAGUAUGCCUCUUUUUGGCCAUUAUAAUAUUUGUGGAUUUGUACAGGACUGUGGUUUGGUCAUUGAUCCUGAGCAACCAUGUGGAUUACAACCUCUCUCCUCUGAGUCCUUGUCCAGACUUUCACAAGCACAGCAGCGGAAAUGUGACAGUGGAGAUGCAAGAGGUCAAUGGGUUGUCCCCUGUAUGAGCUGUACAGACAAUAGGACAUGUGAUUGGCAUGCAGUAUCGUGGCAAACUUACAAUUGUCAGCAUACCAUCUUAUCGAAACUGGAACUGCAGCAGUGCUUGAAGGACAGAAAAGUCCUCUUCAUUGGAGAUUCCACCAACAGAGGAAUAAUGUACUAUUUGAUAGAAAGAGUAAAUGAAACAUUGCAAGAGUGGCAGAAGUCUCAUUCCAUGACAUUUUACAACAAUGUGAACCAAGGAAGAACAGCGGUUAGUUACUCUUAUUAUCCUCAGUUCUGGAUAAACGACACCCAUCGGCCAUCCUUUGAACACGCACUAGAGCAACUCAUUAAAAGAUCACGUCCUCUUAAGAAUACGAACCAGACCAUACUGGUAGUUGGUGGAGUUCAGUGGCUCAGCACAAACCACUUGCUCAUUAUUCAAAGAGUUUUGAAAAGGGAAAACCUGUCAAAUAUUUUGGUAAUAGUUAAAUCGACAGGGAUGGGUUUCCACCUACCAGUACACAGAAUUCGCUCUUUGACCCCGAUCCAGAUAAAACAGUUACAUGAUGAAAACCUGCUCAUUUUGAAGACAGCAAAACUCCAUGGUUAUGAAGUAGUUGAUACAUUUAGUAUUACCAUGGGACGGUACAAGGAGUUCUUGCAAGGCAAAUGUGGAUGCCACUUCCAUGAGGUUGUGAAAUCCAAUGUUUUCCAGGAACAUUACACAAGGAAGAUGAGAUUGUUUAGAAAGUAUACUUUGGGCGGCAUGCCUUUUCCUCAGCUUCAAGAACUCUCACCAAAUUUUGAAACGCCUUACCAUGUAAUGGGUCCGGUGAACCAGGCCUAUUCUGAAAUCCUUCUCAGCAGGAUGUGCGUAUAAAAAUGCAAAUGACGAGGGUCUCCCAAAAAAGCCCUUGGACUGAUAAUGCCUUUUGGGACAAGGAGCAGACUGUCUUUAUUACAGACGUCUCUGAUGGAUUCAAUAUGUACAAGCACAGACAUGCGGUUUUAUAUGGAGAAGAUGGAGGAUAGGAAGAUUCCUUUAAGUAAUGCCAAGUUUGGGGUGAACAUUACAUAUUCUGAUUGUAAAGAGAAGCACAAUUGUACAAAAGAGUUGUAUUUGUAUAUAUAUGAAAAAAAAAGAAAUUAUUUCAGACAAGCCCAGCUGACUUUUAAUAAUGAAAUUAUGUUUUACUCAGGUGGUAUGAAUGCGUAAAACAGAAUAUAUUAAAGAUAAUUAAAAAUGAGUAUGUUUAAAGUAUAUAGACAUAUGUUUUGGUGAGCAAUGUGUUUUUUAAACAACAUAUUUUUAAAACCAAUAAACCGUUAGAGAAGCAAUAUAACAUUAUGG
Messenger RNA from Spea bombifrons (plains spadefoot toad), 3559 nucleotides. RefSeq names its product cadherin like and PC-esterase domain containing 1 (gene CPED1). The record is from RefSeq and is a predicted model, not a curated record. NCBI's taxonomy places the organism in Eukaryota, Metazoa, Chordata, Amphibia, Anura, Pelobatidae. The transcript is spliced from 22 exons. Bases 140 to 3088 code for a protein of 982 amino acids.